Molecule: messenger RNA, 2844 nt
Organism: Etheostoma cragini (Arkansas darter)
Lineage: Eukaryota; Metazoa; Chordata; Actinopteri; Perciformes; Percidae
Product: netrin-4
Exons: 10
Coding region: 758-2701 (647 amino acids)
Biological process (GO): cell migration; basement membrane assembly; substrate adhesion-dependent cell spreading
Cellular component (GO): laminin trimer
Molecular function (GO): protein binding
Source: RefSeq, a predicted model, not a curated record
GCUGUGCGGCUGGUUCACAUUAACUGCGCUGACUAGCCGUGCAAGUCGCAGGUCUGUCCAGCCCUGUGCACGAUCUUUAGCAGAUUCUCAAUGGAUACAAUUCUGCUAAAGUGGAGAAAAAAAUGCAGAUUCCAAGAUAGUUUUGUUUUUGUGUGGUUUCACUACAACCCUCCCAUCCCUGUGUGUGUAGGCUGUGUGUGUGGGCGGGGACCAUGGAUAAAUAGAGCCACACUCUUCUCUUGUGCGUAAACACGUAGAGCCGUGGACCUUGCUGGGACACUGAGCUCUCAGGUUGGCUGUGAAUUAAUGCAAAACCUUCACAUGAAUGAAUAAGCUUUGAGAAGGACCUAUACUUUUUGCCGUUUAGGCUAACACACAGUCACUUUUUAUCACGUAAAAUCGAUGAAGACAGACACCAGAAAAUUGGAAACAUUUCGUCAUGUCAAAUAUGGAGCGUUCAUUCUUGGGCAAACCAAUGAUCCAUUUGCUGCCACGGUGGAAGACAAUCCACUUUUGUUAGAGAGAUGCACUGGCUGUUUCUGAGGAUGCUUUGAACUUUAUAAAAGAUUCUUUCAGCCUUGUUCCUGAAAAGGCAUCGGAACAAUACUCCUGGGAUCAUCUGCACACUUAGCGCAUUGCGUAAUUGGCAGGGAAAUAUGCCCUUGUCCGUUAGAAAGGCUACACAUAAUGUUUGGACUAAUCUCUGCGGGAAGGCGUUUAUUGCACCACGUAUGUUGUAAACGCAGCAGACACAAGGAUGAGAGUGUUUAGCUUGCGUGGGAGAAGUCGGCACCAGAUGCUGCUGGCGCUCGGUUGGCUGUUUUUGGCUCUUACGAGGAGCUCAGCAGUUUCCAGAUGUGUGAACCAUGCCUGUAGUCCACCAAUUGGGAACCUGGCUAGUGGCAGGACCCUGAUCACCCACUCAAGCUGCUGUGGGAACAGCUCCUUCCUACACAGCGCUUGCCCCCAUCCUCCGGUAACGCCCCACCUCCGCUGCCCUGAGGACACCCACCCAUCUGCUCACAUGACUGAUGACCCUUUCUUGCAUCCAGAUACCUGGUGGGCAUCAGGUGCAGGCACCACCAUGCAGGAACAGCAGGAUGAGAUCCGCUUGGACCUUGAAGCCCAGUUCUGUCUGUCCCAUGUAGUUUUAGUGUUCAGGUCACCACGGCCUGCUGCCAUGGCCAUCGAGCGUUCAGCUGACUUUGGAAAGACAUGGGAAGUUCUUAAGCUCUUUUCACACAAUUGCAGCAUGGAGUUUGGUUUGCCUGAUGAUUUUACUCAGCCAGGGUCUUUGUGUACAUCCCGUUAUACAAGUGCUACACCCUGCAGUGGGGGGGAGGUGAUAUUACGGACACUAGACCCAAGCAGUGCUAAAACACUGGACCCUUACAGUCCAGAGACCCUCGCCCGCCUCACACUCACUAACCUCCGCAUCAGACUGCUAAAAGCUCAGACUUGUCCGGCACCUCAAAAUCCACCUGCAGAAUGGACAAGCCCCACAGCCUCAGCUCUGACUUCCACAUCCUCAACAGAAAGCUCAACCUACACUCCUUAUGCUAUUUAUACUUUACUGGCCAGAGGGACCUGCCUGUGCUAUGGACAUGCUGAGUAUUGUGUACCAUACAACAGCAGCCAAGACACAAGACAGGACAGUGACAUGGUGUCUGGUAGGUGCCUAUGUACUCACCACACAGCAGGAGAUCACUGUGAGAAGUGUGCCCCUCUCUACAAUGAUCGUCCCUGGAGGCCUGCCAACAGCAGCAGUGGGGAGUCCAACCCAUGCCAGAAGUGCCAGUGUCACGGCCACACAGAUAGCUGUCACUUUUCUCAGCGGGCAUGGCUUUCCUCCGGCGGCACCAGUGGGGGAGUUUGUGAUGACUGCAGACACAACACUGUCGGGCGCAGGUGCCAGCGCUGUCGCCCCGGCUACCACCGGCACCCAUCCCUGCCCCUUAACUCCCCCCACACAUGUACACGCUGCUGGUGUGAUCCACAGGGCUCUUUGCCUCCUCGUCCUGGAGAGGAGAGACCCUGGUGCCACCCUAGAGGCGGGCAGUGCCACUGCAAAUCUGGUGUAGGCGGCACAAGCUGCAGACACUGCCUGCCUGGCUAUUGGGGUUUUGGAGAGGAUGGCUGUAAACCCUGCACUUGCACUCACAGCUGUGAUCAAACCAAUGGGCAGUGUCUGGACAGCUACUCAAAUAUCCAGGUGUCCAAUGUGCCCAUUGGUGGAAAAAUCCCUGAUUUGGAUCACACGUUCACAGUAGAAGAAGAGGUACAGUGGUCAAAGGAGCUUGCCGUCUCUGCUCUGCAUUACACAGGAAAGUGUAGCUGUAAGGAGAAAAAGCUGAGGAGUGUGUCUGACCUCUGUACGACCAAACAUGAUUAUGUGAUCAAAGCCACUGUGCUGUCUGCUCAUGACAAAGGCAGCCACGCAGAAGUGCAGGUCAAAGUUCGCAAGGUCCUUCAAUCAAGCAAAGUGGCGCUCUACUUGGGAACCAUCCAUAUCUAUCCACUGUCGUGGACCAGCCGCGGCUGCACCUGUCCUAUUCUGAACCCAGGUAUGGAGUACCUGCUAGCAGGCCCAGAGGAGGCUGGGACAGGCCGUCUACUGGUCACCAUGCAGAGUGUGGUUGUCCCGUGGACACCCCGACUUGGUCUACUUAUAUCUGAGAGCCUGAGGACUGGAUGCACAUGAACAUACAGUAGAUCCAAAAAGGCGGGACAGGCUUUAGAGGAUUUCCCAAGAAAAUUUGAGUGGAAAAAUCAGAAAAGGGACUUAAAACCACUGGACAACAGCUGUGUCAUCAGGAGGAAAUUAUCCAAACUGAUGAUCAGUCC